Molecule: messenger RNA, 664 nt
Organism: Podarcis muralis (Common wall lizard)
Lineage: Eukaryota; Metazoa; Chordata; Lepidosauria; Squamata; Lacertidae
Source: RefSeq, a predicted model, not a curated record
CCUGCUUUUUCUGUGUUGACAGGAACUCAUUGCUUUAGGCAUAUGCAAUUCUGCAGGAUCGUUUUUCCAGACCUUUGCUAUAACUUGCUCAAUGUCCCGGAGUCUUGUCCAGGAGGGCACUGGGGGAAAGACUCAGGUUGCUGGUACUCUGUCCUCAAUCAUGGUUUUCCUGGUCAUUGUUGCCAUUGGUUAUCUGUUUGAACCACUGCCACAGGCUGUGCUUGCAGCAAUUGUAAUGGUCAAUCUUAAAGGCAUGUUCAAACAGUUUCAAGAUAUCACUCGCUUCUGGAGGACCAGCAAGAUUGAACUGGCUAUCUGGAUUGUAGCAUUUCUGUCCUCAGUUUUUCUGGGGCUCGACUACGGUUUGCUCACUUCUAUAACUUUUGCAAUGAUUACCAUCGUGUACAGAACACAAAGUCCACAAUACAGAAUCCUCGGCCAGAUUCCCGGUACAGACAUUUACUGUGAUAUAGAAGAGUAUGAAGAGGUGAAAGAAUGCCCUGGAAUCAAAAUAUUCCAGGCAAAUGCAUCGCUCUAUUUUGCUAAUAGUGAUUUAUAUAUCAAUGCACUGAAGAAAAAGACUGGUGUUGAUCCCUGUGCAGUCUUGGCAGCAAGGAAGAAAGCCCAGAAAAGGCACAGAAAGGAACUGAAGCACCUUCAAUGA